AUGGCAGCGCAAGACCCGUUUUACCUCGUCCGGGACGAAAUACAGGAUUCGGUGUCCAAGGUGCAGGAUGACUAUAGCAAGUGGGAGCGGCUAGGGGCGAGCAGCCAGGAGAGAGAGACGCUCUCCAAGACAAUACUAGCCGACACAGAGACACUCGAAUGGGAGCUAGAGGAGUUGGACAGAGCAAUCGGCGUGGCAGAGAGGGACCCAUCGCGGUUCAACAUAGAGCAGGGCGAGGUGGAGAGCCGACGCAACUGGACAGGCAGCACGCGGGAUCAGAUCUCCAUGAUUCGAUCUGCCAUCCAGGCAGCGGCAUCGGAGCGGGCGGCAAUGCAGAAGGAGGCGGAGAGGAGGGAGCUGCUGAGAGUGCAGGCAGGCGCUGCUGCCAAGGCUGCUGCUAAGAGCAGCGCUGGCGGGGAGAACGAGAGCUUUGCUGCCUCGGAGGAUGACAGACAAGCACUGAUCAUGAGGGAGCAGGACGACCAGCUAGACGCCAUGAGUCAGAGCCUGGCGCGGAUAGGAGGCAUGGGCAUUGCCAUUCACGAGGAACUGGGCUCCCAGGAGUCACUAAUAGGAGAGUUGGACGAUGGCAUGGAGAGGACUGGGGGGCGGCUAGGUCUCGUUCAGAAAAAGAUGACAGUGGUUCUGAAGAAGGCUGGGCUGAAGGGGCAGUUGUGCAUCCUCCUCGCUCUCGUUAUCGCCUUCCUCGUCCUCCUCAUCCUCAUCUUCUACGAUUGA
Closterium sp. Naga37s-1 is the source of this 738-nucleotide messenger RNA. NCBI's taxonomy places the organism in Eukaryota, Viridiplantae, Streptophyta, Zygnematophyceae, Desmidiales, Closteriaceae. The record is from the annotation of a GenBank genome assembly.